Molecule: messenger RNA, 4005 nt
Organism: Dunckerocampus dactyliophorus (ringed pipefish)
Lineage: Eukaryota; Metazoa; Chordata; Actinopteri; Syngnathiformes; Syngnathidae
Gene: cyp2u1
Product: cytochrome P450 2U1
Exons: 5
Coding region: 125-1738 (537 amino acids)
Biological process (GO): xenobiotic metabolic process
Cellular component (GO): cytoplasm; intracellular membrane-bounded organelle
Molecular function (GO): iron ion binding; heme binding; oxidoreductase activity, acting on paired donors, with incorporation or reduction of molecular oxygen, reduced flavin or flavoprotein as one donor, and incorporation of one atom of oxygen
Source: RefSeq, a predicted model, not a curated record
GAUAGCUGCACUGUGAAACAACACAGGAAGUACACGACGCAUCAGGUCAGUCUAUGUUGACAGAAAACAACGAUGGCACUGUGUUUGAGACUACAGAGUUUAGCUUUGCCGUAGCUGUCACACUAUGCUAUCACUUUGGAGCAACUCGCUGCUGUCAGAAGCAAACAUUGCGGCUCUUCUCGUCUUAGUGAUUGUGUAUUAUUUACUUCAGUUCCACCUCAAACGACGCCACCUAGUUAACCUCCCUCCCGGUCCGAAGCCUUUGCCAAUAGUCGGCAACUCUGGGGCCUUUCUCAUCCCGUCUUUUAUUCGAAGGAGGUUCGGGAAGUCGUCGAACCGCCCUGACACGACACCCGUGAUCGGGUUAACGGAACAAGCCGCCGUGUACGGUAACGUCUUCAGCCUGUUUGUGGGCAGCCAGCUGAUUGUAGUGCUGAACGGCUGUGAUGUCAUCAGGGAUGCCCUGCUCAACCACCCGGAAGUGUUCUCAGACAGGCCGGAUAUCCCUGCGGUGACCAUCAUGACCAAACGCAAAGGAAUAGUCUUUGCGCCAUAUGGACCGGUAUGGAGAAAACAUCGCAAGUUCUGCCAUGCGUCACUGCGGACCUUUGGCCUAGGGAAGCUGAGUUUGGAGCCAUGCAUCCUUCAAGGCCUGGCCAUCGUCAAAAGUGAGCUUCUGCGACUACAAGAGGAGAAGCCGGCUGUGGACUUGACUCCGCUCAUAAGCAACGCAGUCUCCAACGUCAUCUGCUCCCUUGCCUUGGGACAGCGUUUCCACCACGACGAUCGCCAGUUCGGCGCCCUGCUGGGCCUGAUGAUGCGGGGCCUGGAGCUUUGCGUCAACAGCUCCGCCAUCCUCAUCAAUGUCUUCCCACUGCUCUACCACUUGCCUUUCGGCGUCUUCAAGGAGCUCCGCCAGGUGGAGGGUGACAUCACGGUGUUCCUGAAGAGGAUUAUCGCCAAGCACCGGGAAACGCUUGACCCGGAGAAUCCUAGGGAUCUUGUGGACAUGUACUUGGUGAAGAUGUUGGCUCAGAGGGAUGCUGGAGUGGAGGACAGCAGCUUUAGUGAAGACUACCUCUUCUACAUCAUUGGAGAUCUUUUUAUUGCAGGCACUGACACAACCACCAACUCUGUCCUGUGGGUCCUCCUCUACAUGGUCGUACAUACAGACGUCCAAAAGAAGGUCCAAGCAGAGCUGGACAAGGUCGUGGGAAGACAUCGUGUCCCGUCUUUGACAGACAGGGGACGUUUGCCCUUCACAGAGGCCACUAUCAUGGAGGUCCAGAGGCUGACCUCAGUGGUUCCUCUGGGCAUUCCACACAUGGCGUCCAGGACCACAGACUUCCGAGGUUUCACCAUUCCACAAGGAACAGUUAUUUUGCCCAAUCUGUGGUCCGCUCAUCGAGACCCCACUGUGUGGGACGACCCAGACAGCUUCAAGCCGGAGCGUUUCCUGGAUGACCACGGGAAGUUGGUUAGGAAAGACUGCUUCAUGCCGUUUGGGAUCGACAGGUCGCAGGGUGUGCAUGGGGGAGCAGCUGGCCAAGAUGGAGCUCUUCCUCAUGGUCACCAGCUUACUGCAAGCCUUCACAUUCAGACUCCCAGAGGGAGUGCCGCCUCCUCCCAUGCACGGACGCUUCGGCCUGACGCUGGCGCCGUGCCCCUUUUCUGUGUCUGUGGGCCCUCGUGGGUGAUGUCAACUAGAGAUGACGCUGGGAUACCUAGACAGUUGUAAUAGUGUGCAGAACAUUUAAUUAGCUACACCUGAGGCCUCUCUUGUGUAACUAAAUAAGGUAACAUCAGUAUGAUGCAGUACAGUUGUACACCACUGCAAAGUAUAUCCACAGUAAUAGUAAACACGGGGCCGCACGGUGGUCUAGUGGUUAGCAUGUUGGCCAACACAGAAACAGCCUGGAGAUCGGGAAGAUCGGUUUUCUCCGGGUACUCCGGUCUCCUCCCACAUCCAAAAACAUGCAUGUUAGGUUAAUUGGCAACUCUAAAUUGUCCAUAGGUAUGAAUGUGAGUGUGAAUGUUUGUUUGUCUAUAUGUGCCCUGCCAUUGGCUGGCGACCAGUCCAGGGUGUACCCCGCCUGACGCCCGAAGUCUACUGGGAUAGGCUCAAGCAUGCCCCCGUGACCCUAAAGAGGAGAAGCGGUAUAGAAAAUGGAUGGAUGGAUAGUAAACACGUUACAUUGAUACCUCAGAGCAGAAUUAUUGGUUGAAUCUCAAUAGACAGGUGUACUUAAUGAAGUGGCCCCUGAGUUUAAGUGGCAUCAGAAUGCUUAUACAUGACUUAGACUGUAUAUUUAAUUAUCGCUUAAUUUAUCUACUUUUAUCAGUCAAGUCAAAGUCAUGUUCUUUAAAUAAAUAAUAUUUUUGAGAAUGUUUUUAUUUUGCAUUAUUUUUUUUAAUAAUGAAAGAAACAUACAAAAAUAGAUUUACAGACCCUUUCCAAAAAAUUAGGAUGUCAUGGAAAAGUUGUUUAAUUUCCAUAAUUCCAUUCAAAAAGUUAAACCUUCAUAGAUUAUAUAUUAAGGGCCCACAGUUUAAACGAUUUCAAGUAUUUAUUUGUUUAUUUUUACAUAAUUUGGGCUUCCAGCUCAUUAAACCCACGAAAACAGGAAUUCUAAAUAUUAGAAUACUGUGAAGAAAUCAGCCCAAAUUUUGCAGGGUAUGAAUGUUUUAAACUGAGUGUCACACACUAAUCAUCUACUAAACUCAAAUCACCUGCACAGGCUUCCCCAGGUGUCAUUAAAUUGCUUCAGUUUGGUUCAAUUGUCUCAGUUCGGUUCAAUAUGGGGAAGACUGCAGACAUGACAACUGGCCAGAAGACCAUCAUUGAUACCCUCCAUAGGAUGGGUAAGCCACAAAAGUUCAUAGCUAAGGAGGCUGGUUGUUCACAGAGUGCUGUGUCCAAGCAUAUCAAUGGAAAGUCUAGAGGAAGGGCAAAAUGUGGCAGGAGAAGAUGCACCAGCAAAAGAGAUGACCGUGGGCUUCAGCGGAUUAUCAAACAGGGAAGAUUCAGAAUCUGGCAGAGAUCCAGAAAGAGUGGAAUGAGGCGAGAGUCACAGCUUCAAAAACUACCACAUUCAGACGCAUCCGGGAGAUGGGCUACAACUGUCGGGUUCCUCGGGUCAAGCCACUUGUGAACCUGCGCCAGCGUAGGAAGCGUCUCCACUGGGCCAAGGAGAAGAAGGACUGGACUGUUGGCCAGUGGUCCAAGGUCCUCUUUUCCGAUGAAAGUAAAGUGCGCCUUUCAUUUGGGAAUCAAGGUCCAAGAGUUUGGAGGAAGACUGGUGAGGAACAGAACCCAAGCUGCCUGAGGUCCAGUGUGAAAUAUCCACAGUCCGUCAUGAUUUGGGUGCAAUGUCCGGUGCAGGUGUUGGUAAACUCUGCUUUCUUAAAUCCAAGGUCACCGCAACAGUCUACCAGCAUGUUUUAGGGGACUUCAUGAUUCCUUCUGCUGAGGAUCUGUAUGGAGAUGCAGAUUUCAUCUUCCAGCAGGACCUGGCCCCUGCCCAUACCGCCAGAAGCACCAAAACCUGGUUUGAUGCCCAUGCCAUCACAGUGCUUGACUGGCCAGCCAACUCACCGGACCUAAACCCCAUUGAGAAUCUAUGGGGUAUUCUCAAGAGGAAAAUGAGGGGCACCAGACCCAACAACAAAGAAGAGCUGACAGCAAGCAUGAAGGAAAUCUGGGCUUCCAUAACUCCCAGGCAAUGCCACAGGCUGAUUGCUUCAAUGCCACGUCGUAUCGAGGCAGUGAUUAAGGCAAAGGGAUUCCCAACCAAGUAUUGAAGAUUGACAUAUCGUUUUGAAAGUACCAUAUUUUGAUUGAUUUGAUGUGAUCCUAAUUUCUUUCUUUUUUUUUUCCUGCAAAAACUGAGAAAUAAAAUGGUGAUUUCUUCACAGUAUUCUAAUUUUUUGGAUUCCUGUUUUCGUGAGUUUUAUGAGCUGAAAGCCCAAAUUCCGUAAAAAUAAACAAACACUUGAAAUCGUUUA